Molecule: messenger RNA, 3568 nt
Organism: Acaromyces ingoldii
Lineage: Eukaryota; Fungi; Basidiomycota; Exobasidiomycetes; Exobasidiales; Cryptobasidiaceae
Exons: 1
Coding region: 349-3258 (969 amino acids)
Source: RefSeq, a predicted model, not a curated record
CCCUUUUUGCACUGCCUUUAGGACACUUGGCUCGUUUCCUUGUUGGUCCCUCGGCCACUUUUCCGGCACCAGAGAGCACUAUUGACACAUACACACAAAAUUGUCCGCCGCCCACAGAGCAGGGGCCCGCGCGCGUGGGACUCGUUUCAGACACUUCUCUUCUUCCCUCGCUGCUCCCAGAAGACUCUCCCAGCGAGGAAGAGGACGCCGGGCUUGGACCUUGUGCCUGCUGCUGCUGCUGCUGCUGCUGCUGCUGCUGCUGCUGCUGCUGCUGCUGCUGCUGCUGCUGCUGCUGCUGCUGCUGCUGCUGCGAACAGCAAAGUGACGUACGCCACCCACCGCCUCGUGAUGCCGUCGCCAAAGGCUGACUGGGACAACGCACACGUUGGUGUCCAAGGUCCGCCCAUUGCCACCACGAUGAACGAUUCCGUCCCCGCCGCUGACUCGCCCUUCCGACCACUUGUACCGGAGGACUUUCGAAGGCGCGGCAAUGGCAGGAGCAAUAGCAGUGGCGACUGGACUGCCCUCACAGGCCGCCCCAGUGCUUCAUCACCGCGUACCACUCCAGCCGCCGCGACCGCCGCUUGUCCGCGCCAGAAGCCUGGUUCUGGCCCUGGCAGGGCGCAGGAGAAAAACAACGAACCAGCAGCCGCGGCGGGCCUUCAUAACACUACAAGAGAGGAUCAGACCACACCGAGGGCCUCUUCCUUUUCUGAAGCAGCAGCAGCCGCGCAGCAGUGGCAAAAGAAUCAGCAGACCCAGAGCAGAGCCGUGGGCACGUCGGUGACGUCCAGAAGCGCCAAGAACAACAAAGGAAUGGACAAGACGCCAGACGUCAAGCAGUCGCCAUCGCUAGUAGCCAAGCCAGAGCUUCCCCCGUCAGCACAGAGCAUUGCGCUGCGCGACGAGGCCGAGAGAGACUGGCAAGCCUACUGGCAACGACAGCGCGCCCAGAUUGCGACCCAUGGGAGACGAGCGCCACCAGAGACGGUCCAGGCGGCCCUCAGAUCCGCCUCGAAACCUCCGUCGUCGUCGCUUGGCACAGACGGCCAGCGUGGCGGUGGCGAUACUCAACACCAGUCUCUGUCGUCAUCUAGCGCCGGCUCGCAGCGACAGCAAAUGCAACGACAAAAGCCUCCACUCAAGCGACACUCCAGUGAUAACCUCACUGGAAAGGCGUGCAUUGGCUUGUUUGACGAUCAACGUUAUGACCACAAGCGCAAACCAAUGUCGGCCGACGUCAUGCAGGAAGCCCUUCUGGGCAUGAUGAAUAUCGUGGAGACGGGACCGAAGAGCCCGCAAGAAUCUCUCUCGCUCGGCAAGGGAAUGUUCGUCGAUUCGUCUGAGCGUUUCAAGUUACCCUUUACCCACGACUCGAGCAUCAGCGGAGCAGACGACGCUGCUUCCUCCUCGAUGAACGGCAGCUCCAUUGAGCUCCUCGAGGAAUCCCGUCCAGUGGCUCGAGCGGGUGGCAAAGGGCUAAGCGGCCGUCGCAUGUUCCGUUCUAGAUCUGUAUACGUGGGUGUAGGUGAUGGCAGCAGCAGCAACGGCAGUAGCAGCAGCGCCAGCGCCGGAACCUUAUUGCCCAGGCCAGAGAUGCGCAACGACCUUACCUCGGAAGAGCGGAGGGAGCAGCUCCGUCGCGCGCAGAAGCUGGCCAGCCUUCUUGGCGGUGAGGUUCUUGCGAGCAGCGACGGCGAAGACGCUGGACGAGAGGCGCUCCGACACAAGCGAUCGUCUCCCAGGAUCCCGGGCUUGCCCAGGCGGCAGAGCGACCCCUUUGACGUACUCAUGCAUAGGUCUGUCAUCGCCUCUUCGCCAUCCUCUAGGGAGGAGUCGCGAUACAGCAUACAUGCCUCAAAAGCUGGUCCUCGAGAAGAUGAAACAGCACCAGGGCCAACCACUUCGACGUUGCGCGCCAGGAGGUCAAGAAGCGCCCUCGGCCUUGUGGGGAGAGAGCGUUCAUCUUCCAUCUCUUCGCCGCUUGCCCCAACGCAACCACCCCUCGACAUUCAUCCAAAGGCUGCCGCGAUCCUCGGGCUUCCACACAGCAAGGGGCUCUUUGCUUUUCGGCCCUCGGUCACGACGCCGCCUGCCUCUACCAAUGGAGACGACGACAACGAGAUCCACGCGAAAGGUCAGAACAGUGCGACGAGCGACUCGGUGGCCUCGUGGGUCACGAGUCAGCUCGACCAGGACCACGAGGCGGACCAGGACAAAGACGAUGUCGGGGCAACAACCUUGCCUUCUUCGCGCGAUAGCAUCGAGAUGCUUGAGAGCGAUGACGAUGCCGUCGCCGAGGACCAGGAAGAGCAGGGCCUUAGCUUGCGUCAGGGCAGCAGAGUGCUCGGCGAAGCGAUCCAGAGAAAGACUUUUGAUUCGACGCUCCUCACUUCCUCUUCCCCUGCGUGGAUCCGCGAAGAGAGGAGGAAGAGGGUCACGAAAAUCACCCGCUGGCUCGGCGACGUCGUGCCAGCCCAUCUCGUAACACAUUCCAGCGAGCCACAACGCACGCCGCCGCCUGCUUACUUUUUCGAUGAGAUGCCACCCUCUGCUCUCGUCGAUUUCGCAAGCGGCACUCCUUUGAUCUCACGUUCUUCGUCUUCCUCAUCGUCGGCGCAAAAGAACAAUCAUGAUGCGACGGAGAGCAGCAGCCCAAUUCGGCCAAUCGCAAAGGCAAAGGCGGCCGUCAAUGCAAAGCUGUCGAAAUCACGAAACGGUCCUCGAGCUCCCCUCCUGCUGGACACGAGCCACAAGAACCUCAGCUCGCCUCAAUUUGCCAAUGUGCCGAAAUCGGCCCCUCCUACCGUCGACGACGCUCAUCGUCUCACGGCCAAAGAGCAUUCUGACCAAGUCAGACGAGCUUCGAAGCUCACUUCGCUCUUUGGUGAGGUGCCACCCCAGCCACUGUUUGCCCCUACGCAGUCAACCGAAGCUGUCAAGCUCUCUACGCUCGGCAUCACGAGCAAGCACCACCGCUCCACACCAUCUCUGGUUCGUCCGCCCUUUGAUGGGGCUCCCUCUCUCGAUCAGAUGAGGCCCGCUAGGUCGCAUCGUCCUCGUUCUACCUCGCCCAUGUCCCAGGAUGGCAAAGCGAUGACGGGGUAUUCGAGGCUUGGUGAACGUCCCAAGUCGACUUCUGACAGCCUUCAGCCACCUCCUGCCGACGACGGUCUCUCGAGCGAGCACUAUCGAUAUUCGAUAGGUGAGUGUGGUCCCUCCUCCUCAGUUGCAGUCAGAAAGGAGCAAGACACCUGACCAAUGUAUCGUUGAUCACCAUAGAUUCGCUCGAGUAUCUCUUUCAGAACGAUACGAGCCUCCUCGACAAUCUUGCAUCUGCCCUCAACGUUGACGACGAGCUUUUGGGCUCACAAGAUACUAGUCGCGCCAAAGCUGAAGCCUCGAAUAUCGCUCAGGCUCGGAACUCUGGUGAAGGGGGCAGCAGCGGUCACGGCCAUGCAUCGCUCCGCGGAGGUGACAAGUCACUGGGGACAACGCCAACGGUGGAACAGGACGUGUUUGUCACGCCGAAAGAGUACGACGCCGGCGAAGAAGAAAAGAAGUUGGC